AGUUAGGAUUGGCUCUGGCCUUUCUUAUCAGGAAAACACAUCGAUGAUAGCCGAGAAGCUCUACAGUGUAAUGCCCCAUCUAUCUUGAAUGUAAUUUUAACCGCCGAGCCGGAAGAAAUGGACCAGCAGCCAUUCUCUGACACGACGGUCCCUGCUGUUCAGACAACACCUUUGUCAAGUGUUUCAACGAUAACUCUUCCUAUCAAUAGCGUGCGAUGUGAGGGCCGACAUCUAGAGAGACCAUAUCGACAUCGAUGGAUGAAUUGGCCUCAUAAACGAAGAUCCUUCCAUGAUCCGGAGUACAACUGUUACUUUAUCUCUUCCGAUAAUGAUGACCAUGGCUUAGAGAUUGGACACACUAACGAGGGAGACUCACACUUCAAUAUAACGCUUAUGCAGGGUUCUGACACGGACCCCGGCAAGGUCACAUUCAGUGUAGAAUUUGGUUCAGAUCCUACGGUGAAGGCCCGAUUUGAAUCUGCGGUCAUUCGUAUUGAGUUUGGUUACGACGGCGAUGUCGAUGGACGGUCAUUUCCUUUGAGGAUAAAAGAUAUACAUCCGAAGGACGAUAAGGGACAGGCAGCUCGUGUUCGAGGACAGGGUAUACACAGUUCUAGUGCUCAGUGGACAUUUGUGGAAGACGUAGGUGAGGCUGGACAGCAAGGACUGGACCCACAUUACGAGCUGUUUGCUACACUUCCAACUACGCAGCAGAUUAUAUGGAUCAAAUGUUGGGGCAGGGCGAUAUUGAAGCAGAAAGAUGGGUUUGGAUGGGGAAAUGAAGUGAUUUUGGAGUUGGGGUCGAAGGAAGAGCCGUACAGGAGGAACAUUGAUCUACUAGGCUGGCAGGCACUCAUGAAGUGAUAGAACACUUGUACAAGUUCCUCUUUGUUUUUCUAUUUUCCUGUUUAAUUUUGGAUAAUUUUUCGUGGGCAC
Molecule: messenger RNA, 936 nt
Organism: Guyanagaster necrorhizus
Lineage: Eukaryota; Fungi; Basidiomycota; Agaricomycetes; Agaricales; Physalacriaceae
Exons: 3
Coding region: 118-864 (248 amino acids)
Source: RefSeq, a predicted model, not a curated record